AUGCCUCCCAAGAAGUCUGCCGCUGCCGCGCCCAAGAAGGCCGUCAGUGCUACCCCCGCCCACACCUCCUACCAAGCCAUGAUUUCGGAUGCUAUUCUUGCUCUCAAGGAGCGUUCCGGUAGCAGCCGCCAAGCCAUCAAGAAGUAUGUCAAGGCCAACAACAAGAUCGGCGACAUCACCCCUGCUCAGUUCAACUCCCACAUCAACCGUGCUAUCCAGCAGGGUGUGGAGAAGGGUCACUUUGACCAGCCCAAGGGUGCCUCUGGUCCGGUGAAGCUCAAGAAGUCGGACAAGAAGGAGGCCCCAAAGAAGGCCUCGCCUCCUGCUACUAAGAAGGAGGCGCCCAAGAAGGCUGCUGCUCCUAAGAAGGUUGCUGAGAAGAAGGCUGCUCCCGCUAAGAAGGCCACCACCACCAAGAAGGCUGCUGCGCCUAAGAAGGCUGCUGCUGUCAAGGCCGCGCCCAAGAAGGCUGUCGCCGCCGCCAAGCCCAAGGCCAACGCCGGCCGUCCUCGCAAAGCCGCCGCCACCUCGGCCCCUGCUGUCGAGGACAAGCCCCCCACCGUCCUGGGCAAGACCAAGUCGGGACGUGUGACCAAGACCAAGGCUCCUCAAUCCAAGCCGGCCGCGAAGAAGGCUGGCGCAAAGAAGGCUGCGCCGGCAAAGAAGGCGACGCCCAAGAAGGCGACCCCGAAGAAGGCCGAGGCUGAUACCAAGGCUUAA
This is a messenger RNA of Lasiodiplodia theobromae, 720 nucleotides long. Its product is annotated as Histone H1/H5. Gene Ontology annotation, molecular function: structural constituent of chromatin; DNA binding. The transcript has 7 exons. Gene Ontology annotation, biological process: nucleosome assembly. The record is from RefSeq and is a predicted model, not a curated record. Bases 1 to 720 code for a protein of 239 amino acids. Gene Ontology annotation, cellular component: nucleosome. NCBI's taxonomy places the organism in Eukaryota, Fungi, Ascomycota, Dothideomycetes, Botryosphaeriales, Botryosphaeriaceae.